Castor canadensis (American beaver) is the source of this 5667-nucleotide messenger RNA. The record is from RefSeq and is a predicted model, not a curated record. NCBI's taxonomy places the organism in Eukaryota, Metazoa, Chordata, Mammalia, Rodentia, Castoridae.
AUGGUGGGGGUCCUGGCCAUGGCGGCUGCAGCAGCUCCCCCUCCCGUGAAGGACUAUGAGAUUGAGCCAUGCAAAAAGCGAAGGAAAGAUGAUGAUGACGGAUCUUCCUGCAAAACAAUUACAAACUAUUUACCACCAAUAGGGAAGUCUGGAGACAGGGUUUUCUCUCCGCCCAAAUCCAGUAAUAUUAUGCAUUACUUUAGGAAGACUUCACCCUCAAAUGAGCAACUACAAUCAGCAAAAGACUGCAAAAAAAAUUUGUCUGCGCUAUCACCUGUUGACAAUAGCAAAGACUGUAAGGCACCUUUGGAAGUGUUCUCAAAUAUAAAGUGGAAGAAGAGAAGAAAAAAGGUUAAUUUAUCUCAUCAAUUAAAUAAUAUCAAAAUUGAGAAUGAAUCUCCAAUUGAAAUUAGUAGUGAUGAUAGUAAAGAAGACUCUGGUUUAAGUAAUGAUUUUAUGGAAAGUAGUACUUCGGUGUUACUUUACAAGAAACAUGUAGACAUUCUUGCAGAAAGUAUUCAAGAUAGCAGAAACCAGAUAAAUACUAUGACCUCCAAAAAAAAUGUUAAGAAAGUAAAUCCUAGACAAGGAUCCACAAAAACUGAUCGCAAAAAGUUGAGAAAAAGAAAGUCCAGAGAUGUAAUAGAUCUAUCUCAAAAUUUACCCUUAGCAGAAGAACUAAAUAUGCUGAAAAAAGACGGUAAAGGUAGUAAACAGACAAUGCUUUCCCUAGCUAAUGAAAUUGAGAGUACCACAAAUGAUGCAAACUCUAGCAAUCAUGAAAUAACCAAUUUAAAUGAUAGUACAAUAACUGUCUCAUAUGAGGACUUUUUGAAAAGCCACAAGGAAACUAAAGUGGAAGAGACACUAGACUCUACAGCAUCAGUUUGUGUUCCUUUUGAAACAGUUGAAAUAGUCAAAAGUGAUAAUCUAAGUGAAUCUGAAAACUGUGAAAUACCUCAGCAGGUAUGCUCUAAGACAGUUACCAUUCUUGCACAAGUUCACCCCACUCCCCCCAGGAAGACAGGGAAAAUACCCUCAAUUUUUUUGAAACAAAAGCAAAUUGAGAUGGAGAAUAGUCUGUCUGAUCCUGAGAAUGAACAGACAGUUCAGAAAAGAAAAUCCAAUGUUGUUAUACAAGAGGAAGAAUUAGAAUUGGCAGUGUUGGAAGCUGCAAGUUCUGAAGCUGUGAAACCAAAAUGCACCCUGGAAGAAAGACAGCAGUUUAUGAAAGCAUUUAGGCAGCCUGCAUCAGAUGCUCUUAAAAAUGGAUUAAAAAAGUCUUUGGAUAAGCAGAAAGACCUCAAUGAAAAAUCUUUAAAUGAAGAUGGAAGAGAUAAUACUACACGAAUCAUGGAAAAUUCUAAUAUCCAAAUGUUUUCAAAUAAUGGCAGUUCACAGCCACAUACUGAUAAAGGAAGUUUUUCUAAGGAGAAAAGUAAAAAGCUAAAGAAAAAGGGCAAAAAACCAUUGCGUACUUCUCCAAGUGAAAGCAGAGAGGGAAAUACUCAAAAGAAAGAAACAACUUUUUCCUUAAAAGAUAAACAAAAUCAAAAUAGGGUCAGAAUGAGUUUAAGACAAAAGAAAUCAGAAGUUUUCAAAAGCAGUACAUUAUUUGACAGUGAAAGUCCUGUUUGUGAGAAUAUAGCAAAUGAUGACCCAGUAAAGAUUUCAUCUCCGUGUGACAACAAUACAUCAUCAAGAAAAAACAGCACACCAGAUAAGGAUGUUAAGGUUAUACAUCUUAAAGCUGAACCCGAAGACAGACUGGUAAAUCUUCCCACACCCAAAUCAACCAGGAGAUCUUUGAGGAGUAGCAGCACGCUUACUACAGUAACCCUUGUAGGUAUUGAUUCUGAAGAUGCACAAGAUAAUAGUCCAGUAAAGGUUUCCACUCCAAAAGCAGCCAACAUAUCGGAAAAGCAUAGCCUAUACACAGCGGAAUUAAUAACAGUAUCCUCUGAUUCAGAGAGCCCUAUCAGAAUGAAAUUCACCAGAAUUAGUACUCCCAAAAAAUCUAAGAAAAAAUGUAAGAACUUUGAAACAAGUGAUGGAGAUUUUACUUCUCAGACUAGAAAGGCAUGUAAUACUUCAAAAAAUAUAUCAAAAGCAAAACAAUUGAUUGAAAAAGCAAAAGCUUUGCACAUCAGUAAGUCAAAGGCUACUGAAGAAAUAGUGAUGCCCUUAAGGCGUUCCUCGAGACAUCGGACACUUCCUGAAAGGGUGAAAUCAUCACAAACAGAUGAUUCUGUAAUAUUGGUAGAUUCAAGUCCCACUUCUUUAAAACAACCAGAGAAAAAUCAGAAGAAACUUCAGUGUUUGAAUGAUGUGCUAGGAAAAAAACUUAGCAAGGCUUCUAAAAAUGUACCUGGAAAAAUGAAAGUUGCUCCUUUAUUUCUUGCCAGAAAGGCUCAAAAAACAGCCAGUCCUGUCCUUGGGUUUGAUGAGAACAGUCAAGAUAAAUCUGAAAAGUCUCAGGAUUAUGAUGUACAAUUUAAAGCAAAGCGUGAUUUUCUGAUGAGUGGUUUGCCAGACUUGUUGAAACGACAAAUUGCAAAGAAAGCUGCUGUACUGGAUGUUUACAAUGCAGCAAGUACCAGUUUCCAGACAGUUGUUCAUGUACAACAAAAGGAUGAUGGGUGUUGGCUUUGGCAUUUGAAACCACCCUCCUGUCCUCUGUUAACUAAAUUCAAAGAACUGAAUACUAAAGUACUAGAUCUCUCAAAAUGUGUUAUUGCUCUUGGUGAAUUUUCAACAUUGAAUUCCAAUCUGAAAAGUAAUUCUGCUGUUGAGUUUACGAGGACAAGAAAGGAUUUUACUAAAGAAGUAAGAAAUAUUUUACUGGAAGAAAUUGGGUGGUCAAAUCCUGACUUUUCUUUGGGAAGAUAUUUUCCCUUGCUUCUACAAAAACGAUUGGAGCACCAGGUACUUUAUGAGUAUCAUAGUAAACAAGGGAGUCUACACCUAGAGCCUGAUGUCAAUCAAAAAGAAACCAAAAGGAAGCGAGUGGAAACAGAAAAUCAGAAGGCAAAAAGAAAGAAAACAAAUGAAUGUUCAGUAAGUCCAGAAAAGAUAAAUGGGAAGUCAGAAGAACUACACAAAAAAAACGCCUCUUUUGGGAUAAAGCUAGAUUCUUCCAAAGGUAUAUUUUCCAGAACAUCACGAAAGAAGCUAACUGCUUUGAGUACAAGGUGUAAAGGGAAGACAGAAGCAGUCAAAGAUAAUGAUGUUCUGAAAACAGAUGAUGACAAAGAAUCUGCAGCAGAGACACCUUCCAUUUCUGAUUCUGGAACUGAAGAUAUGCUUUGGACAGAAAAAUACCAACCUCAAAAUGCCAGUGAACUCAUAGGGAAUGAGUUAGCUAUAAAAAAGUUACAUAGUUGGUUGAAAGACUGGAAAAGAAGAACUGAAUUGGAAGAAAGACAGAAUUUAAAGGGGAAAAGAGAUGAGAAACAGGAAGAUUUUUCGGAUAGUGUAGACUUUCAAGGCAAUUCAGAUGAUGAAGAAGAAAGUCGUCUUUGCAAUACUGUCCUUAUAACAGGGCCCACAGGAGUGGGAAAAACUGCUGCAGUGUAUGCUUGUGCUCAGGAGCUUGGAUUUAAGAUAUUUGAAGUGAAUGCCUCUUCCCAGCGCAGUGGUAGACAAAUUCUGUCUCAGCUGAAGGAAGCUACUCAGUCCCAUCAAGUAGACAAGCAGGGUGUAAACUCACAAAAACCCUGUUUUUUUAAUAGCUUCAACAUUGGCAAGUCACCAAAGAAAUUGAGCUCCCCUAAAAAAAUUGUUUCAUCACCAAGGAAGCAUCCUCCGUCCUCACCAAAAAUUGGUGGGCAAAAGCGGGCUCCUCCCUCCAAAACUUUGGCAAGUUACUUUAAAGUGUCUUCCAAACCCCAAAAUAAAGAAGAAGUAGGAGUACUUAAGGAAAAUAAAGGAAUCAAAAAUUCUUCUUUGGAACAGAAGCAAAGUACUCAGACUAAAUCUACAAAUGCAACUAAUUCAAAUGUCAAAGAAUUUGGAGUUGAGGAACCCAACAGGAAAAAUGCAACAUCUCUCAUUCUUUUUGAGGAGGUUGAUGUCAUUUUUGAUGAAGAUGCUGGGUUUUUGAAUGCAAUCAAAACAUUCAUGGCAACAACUAAACGACCUGUAAUCCUUACUACAAGUGAUCCUACAUUUAGCUUAGUGUUUGAUGGCUGUUUUGAAGAAAUCAAUUUCAAUACUCCUUCCCUGCUAAAUGUUGCCAGCUACCUACAAAUUAUCUGCUUAGCUGAGAAUUUCAGAACUGAUGUAAAAGACUUUGUAACCUUGUUGACUGCAAAUGCUUGUGAUAUCAGAAAAAGUAUCCUUUACUUACAGUUUUGGAUUAGAAGUGGAGGUGGAUUUUUAGAAGAAAGGCCAUUAUCUCAUUGUCGUGGAAAUAGCAGAAAUGUACUAUCCUGCUCUGAAGAUGACCCUGGUUCCAAAAAUAACACUAAACCUACUAGAAAGAAUCUUCGCAUAGACCUUCCCAAAUGUGACACUGGCUGUGUUGAGACCUUGUUUGGACUGAAGAACAUUUUUUCUCCAUCUGAAGACUUAUUUUCAUUUUUUAAGCACAAAUCACAACAAAGGAAGAAUGGCAUAAAACUCAUCCAGCUUCUUAUGGAAUUCCACGUGCGAAAUGUAGACUUUUUAUAUAGUAAUCUUGAGUUCAUUCUCCCAUUACCAGUUGACAUUAUUCCAGCAGUGAAAAACAUCUGUGGCUCAGCAGUAACUGUGGAUGCCAGUGCAGCAACACCUAGUGUGACUUAUCUUGCUGGGAAACAGUCUGAAGGAGAACAGCCAUUGAGAAAGUCACAGAAAAAAGAAGCCUAAGAAAAAGAUGGUGAACUAGAUGAUAGUGACUUAUUUGACACUGGUUUGGAUUUUUCUGAUGAGUUUAUUAGCCUAUCCCCUGAGUUGUCCUCAACUUUAGAAGAAAGCAAAGCCAGAGACAAAGAGAGCAAUCCAGAGCCAAAGAAAUCUAUUCCUCAUCCUCCUAAAACACCCGCAGAAAAAAAAUGUUCUAUCCUUGUUUCUCAUUGUUUAAAUUCUCUUACUGAGUUCAUGGAUAACAUGUCCUUCUUAGAUGCCCUUUUAACUGAUGGACGGGAACAGAAGGACUUUAGUCAAAAUGACUUUCUUUGGACAAGUGGAAAGGUUAAAAGUGGACUUUGUGAUGAGUUCAGUCUGGAGAAUAUGGAUGGAUGGACUUCUCAAACCUUUGGAGAAUUAAAGGCAGCCACAGAAGCUCUCAGCUUUACUAAAUGUUCUUCCACUAUUUCAAAAGCAUUGGAAUCCUCCUUGAAUUCUUGCAAGAAAUUAGGAGGAGACCCAACCAGUGAUCUUACUUUUUGUGUUUCACAAAAGCGCAAUAAUGUAUGCUUUAGCCAGUCAGCAGCUAAUGUGGAUGAUGCUUGGAAGAGGACAGCAGUCAUUAAAAGCGUGUUCUCUAGUCGAUCUCUUCUGAGCCUCGGUAAUAAGCAAGCUAGCAUCGUUGAAUACCUGCCAACUCUUCGGAACAUUUGUAGGAUUGAGAAGCUAAAAGAACAAGGGAAAAAUAAAAGAAGGUUCCUGCACUAUUUUGAAGGAAUUCACCUUGACAUUCCAAAAGAGACAGUGAAUGCACUGGCAGCUGACUUCCCUUAAGAGUCC